UGUGAAAGAGCAGCAGGUGGAUUAGACAACCUGGAUUACGGAGACACAUCUUUAAAAAUUCUUAUUUUGAGGAAUCUCGCCUUUGCUGCGACAGCCAGAACCUGUGCAAAGGGGCAACAGGCCAGGAUGCGUGUUUGUGCUGUUCUUUUGCUGGGGGCUAAAAAGUGGGUCAACACCUGAGAAGGAGCUGAAAAGAAAAGCAGAACUCAGACGGUUUUGUUUGAAAGAACACAAUAGGGGCAGACUGAACUAAAAAAAGAAGAAAUGCAGACUCAUUAACAAUUGUUUUGAAUGACUGGAUGGAUUGUCUGAAGCUUUUUUAACCUUUGAACUGCUCUCUAUCUUGACAAACCUUCCUCCAGCCUUAAACUGGUUUUGUAGGCCAUAUUUACCUAAAUCUACUCUGCUGAUGGAAAUCUAGCCUGCUUACCAACUGUAGAUUUUGUUAGAAGAAGAAGGAGCCAGGGCAUUUCUUCAGUUGUUCCCUGUUGAAACUUUGAACACACCACAAGUUUGAGAUCCAUAUUCCUUCUUGUGACUGAGUCUUGAUUCAAAUUCAAAGACAACCCAGCAUCUCUUGCCCUCAAAGGCAACCCAUUCCUAGAGAUCUACAGUACUGGAGGAAUCAUUUCCUUCCAUUUAUUCCCAGGAAAAGACACACACUCUACUGUGAUUUCACCAUGGAGAUGCCAGCCCCUGAACAUGAUGAUACUUUUGACUUCCUGUUUAAGUUAGUCCUUAUUGGAGACUCAAACGUGGGGAAGACCUGCGUGAUUCAGAAUUUCAAGUCUGGGAUUUUCUCAGAGAAACAGCAGAACACCAUCGGAGUAGAUUUCACUGUACGGACACUGGACAUUGAGGGGAAGAAGGUGAAGAUGCAAGUAUGGGACACAGCAGGUCAGGAGAGAUUUCGUACGAUCACCCAGAGCUACUACCGAAGCGCUCAUGGCGCGGUGAUUGCUUAUGACAUCACACGGCGUUCAACUUUUGACUCAGUGAAGCACUGGAUAAAAGAGGUGGAGCUAUAUGGAGCAGCCAAUGUGGUUCUCGUCCUCAUAGGUAAUAAAUGUGACCUGGAGCAGGAACGAGAGGUUCCAUUUCAAGAAGCCUGCAAUCUGGCAAAACAAAAAGGCAUUUUGGCUGCACUAGAAACAUCUGCAAAGGAUAGUCAGAAUGUGGACGAAGCCUUCAUGUUGAUGGCCAGAGAGCUGCUGUCUCGUAACGGCCUUGACAUGCAGCCCAACGACUUCGAGAGCAAGGACACGCCUCGAGUUCUGCUGCGAGCCAACUCUCGGCCAAUCAACGGCACCAUAAGUGCCAACACACACACACCAGAAAAAAAAUCGUGUUGCUGAUACAAAUGCAGACAGGACAAGAAAAGGGACCGAUGUUGGAUGCUGGCAGCAAGAGAAAGAUGGAGCUGAAGAACUGAAGGAGAUACACACUGUGUGAAUGGGAAUAAGGGCGAGCACAGGCUCAAGAACAUCCAACAAUAUAUCAUAGAAGGGAUUCAGGCAAUUAUCAGAAAAUAAUUGCCUUAAAAAAACAAGCAAGAAAACAACCAGUGUACUUUUUUUGUGACUUACCUGACCUGAAAAAUAGUUGACCAGUCUUUUCAUUUAGAGAAUAACAGAGUGGUGAUGGGAGUAAUCAGUGUUGUGGGAAAGUUCCAGUAAACCUUUCUCAUUCAUGUCAGCCAUUACUUGGACUGUUUUUGUCUCCUGUUUAAUGCCAUUUUAUUUUCACAAGAUGUCAUGAGGCUACUUAAAAUGAAUCCAGCAAUUGAUUUAUAAGCUGAAGGGCUAUUAUGGCUGGUUUUUACAAGUUACAAUCACACCUACUGGGAACAAAUGUGCAAUCAGUUAAACACAAAAAAGUCCCAAUUUUCUUUCUUUCUUUCUUUCUUUCUUUUUUGUUGAAGUUUUUUCUUUGUGCCUUUAUAGAUUUUUUGACAAGCCAGUGAAAGACAAUUAGAUGUUGUUAUUAAAUGCUUUCGGAGGACUGAGUAUUUCACCCAAGUGACCUCUUGUGUUGUCUCUGUAAUGAGCUGUGAUCCUCUGCUGCUGCAAUGUGUUUGAAAAAGUCCAGAGGGGGGUCUGCUAUGAGCCAAAACACUGUGAAUAGUGUCAUUUUUAAGCCCUUGUUUUUUUCUAAGAUACGAAAGAUACACGGAUAAUGAUAUCUUACAUGCUUAUAAAUGUCUGUGACAGGUUGCGCUUUGUUGUGCUUUAAUGCUUGUGAAAAAAAUGAAACUGCCUUUAAUGCACCAUGGUCUACACUUGUGAAAUUUUACUGAAGGUUGGGUUUUCUUUUCAAGAUAUCGCCUCAUUUUAGUGUGUUAAUGAGGGGAAUCCCGAGACUAUGAGGGCCACAUUCACCAGAAAGUAAUAUAGUUCACAAUUCAUACAAUAAUUCAUACUUGCUUUUAAGUUGCCAUCCAUUUAUAGGGGAACUUUCCUGAGAAGGGCUGGGCUGAUGAGUACUGAAUGGGUGCCUUCCUUAUGAGUUAACACAAGAUGGCACUGUGCUGUUACACGUUGUGCAUAAGGUAGGCUGAUUGUUCAUUGACUUAAAGACUAAGGUUAUUUGAAACAUCUGUCAGUGCACUAAAAAACAAUUAACCAGGUUUAUAUGAAAACCAGGAGGCAGGAAAAAAUCUCAUUAGCCUAAAGGCAGAACCACGCCAAGACUACUUCCUCUAAACACAGCUGACAGCGUCAAAACCAGGAUGCAAAAGUUGGCAGACCUCACUGAAACACCAGCCUUGAAGCAAUGUAACAAAUGCUAUGCUGAUCAUCAGUGUUUGUUGAUUUGGUUAUCCAGUGCUUAAAAAGACCAUCCAGGUGUAGUCUGGUCCCUUAUCAGUAACAUUUUGCUGCAUCUGACAAGCAACAAAUAACAAAUACAUGUGAGUUUUGUAUUUUUUUUCUCCUUGAUCCAGUCUGUGAGUUAUUCCUUAAGAAUUAAUUAUUGCUUGGAUAAUCAUUUCUUUGCACGCAGCCUGGUUUGAAAGCAGUUAGAUCGCCAUGAUCGCUGCUCACUUCCUUUCCUUUUAGUCAGUUUUGUCUGAUUAGUUAGCUUAAUCUUUGUCAUCUGUAAUGUAACGGACUGUUAUGUCAUUAUGGUUUAACUGACUGUGCUGUUUGUUCCAGACUCCUUUUUAUGUUAUACACAGUACUGACCAAAGGUCUUGAGCCACCCAUUAUAUUUUGUCUCAAAGGAACCAGACUUUUAAAAGCCAUAUUUUAAAGUGGUACUUUUUCACUCAUUUUCAAUCCAGUCCUUGUUUCUCACCAGAAAAGUGUUUUUUCUUUUUUUUUAUGUCAAGCCAUUUGACACAGACCAAUGAAUCAUUCAAGCUUAAAAUUGCAUCUAGG
This is a messenger RNA of Oreochromis aureus, 3377 nucleotides long. RefSeq names its product ras-related protein Rab-19-like. Gene Ontology annotation, cellular component: trans-Golgi network. The coding region runs from base 681 to 1355 and encodes 224 amino acids. NCBI's taxonomy places the organism in Eukaryota, Metazoa, Chordata, Actinopteri, Cichliformes, Cichlidae. Gene Ontology annotation, molecular function: GTP binding; GTPase activity. The record is from RefSeq and is a predicted model, not a curated record. The transcript is spliced from 4 exons.